Kalmanozyma brasiliensis GHG001 is the source of this 1863-nucleotide messenger RNA. RefSeq lists its product as uncharacterized. NCBI's taxonomy places the organism in Eukaryota, Fungi, Basidiomycota, Ustilaginomycetes, Ustilaginales. The transcript has a single exon. Bases 1 to 1863 code for a protein of 620 amino acids. The record is from RefSeq and is a predicted model, not a curated record.
AUGCAUCCUCAUCCCAUCAACCCGGUCAUCGUUGAUACUUCCAUCGACAAGACCCAGCUCAACGCUUCCCUCGCCUCCACCCUAGAUCCCAACAUGAUCAAGUACGCCUCACCGCUGCAUCCUCGUGGUCUCACCGAGGUGCAGCACCGCCUGCUCUACGAGUCAGACACCGAGUCGUCCUACGACUUUCCUUUCAGCACGAGUUCCAGCACUGGCUCCACCUCGGCUUAUAGCGACCUCGGCUCCCAGUCCUCUUCCAGGUCGCGCACUUCCAGUCAGGGUCUCGCACGCCGCGCUCACGGUUCUUCUGCUUCUUCCUCUCGCUCCGAGUCCAUCUCCUCGGUGCUGUCCAGCUCCGCCGCCAUCCAGAGAGUCCUCAUGGGCACGCCGUCGACCGCAACCGUGCACGUGCCAUCCUCACGCCAGUCAGUCCGAGCCAUCGCCCGCGCCUUUGAACAGGCAGGCAAGACGAGCACCACGCUGCCUUCUCGCAAGAUGAGCGCCCAGCUUGAGCGCGUCAUUGAAACCAGCGCUACCAUCAACUUGAUGUCUGAUACCACAUCUUCAGACGUCUCUCAUCACACUGCCUUCCGACGUCGCCCUCUUCACCCAUCGCAAGCCUCGAACCUGGCCGCCGGUCGCUCCGCCGAGGCAAACGGUACCAUGCCCUCACGGCUCACCAUUGCCAAGAGUGCCGCCCAAGGUCCCCUCUCUGCUCCAGCCACCACCACAGCGCGCACAUCGCGAUCCAACGCUUACCGAUGUGAUACCAGCGAAGCUGUCCACUCAGCAUCUGCAUUCAAAUUCCCGCCUCGCGUUGCACACGUCGAAUCCCAACAGCGCGUACGCAGCUCGCCUAGCCUCGAGACUUUCGACGACGACGACGAGCCCGCGUUCGAGAUCAUCCCUUCUCCCUCUCGCAAGCGCAGUCAACCCAUCCUGCCACCCUUCGUCGCAUCACCCACCAUCGAGUUCCCCCCUUCGCCGCCUGCCACCUUGACCCAGAUCACGAGCAGCAUCGAUUCGGACCUCGUCCCCUCCUCGCUCUCGGCAGGAUCGCUCGACUCGAUGCAUUCCAAUUACUCUUACGGUUCGGUGCGCAGCCAUCCCUUUGCGCUGCAGCUUUCGAGCGGAGAUGAGCGCUAUCCGCGUGCCAGCUCGGCUGCGUCGAUGCAGGGCGUUCAUGAGCUAGACCGCUUCCGAGGCCCGUCUAUUGACAGGGCGGCAGAUAACCCAUCGGCGUCAUCACUAGCUGGCAAUGAGGGUCUAUGCAGGCGAUGCGCAGCGCCCACAAGCCUAAAUAUGGGAGGUGGGACUUCAUUGCAUGCGUCCACGGCAACGCUGCAGCCAGCGUCGCUGUCGACCUCGCGACCAUCAUCGUCGGCUUCGUCAUCCACGACCACCGUUGUACCGUCUGGAAAGGUCGCAUCGCAGCCCGGAUCGACUCAGGUCACCGACAAGAUUGCGUUCCCACUGCCACCUUCCGCAGCGCGAACGAACGAAAUGCUCACCCUCCCACACCGACUACCCUACAGAACCAGCAAAGCCGGACGCCCGUCCUCUCCCCCUCUCACCACCGCUGCCAAACCCACGACACUCGACGAGCUGCGUCGCGAAGCGCAUUCCCUGCUCGCCUCGAUCUCUGCGCUCUCCGCCGAGCUAGACGCAUCCAUUCCGCCAACACAUCGCUUGCCGGGCAGCACGCAUCGCGCCGCUUCUCCCCCCACCACACCAACAACCAACACCAAGCGCCAGGGCAAACCACCCUUCGUCGCCGUCGACGAGAGCUUCGCCGACGUCUGGCGAUGCAUGGACGAAUGGUAUUGGUCCAGCUUCGAAAUCGCCCCUCCCUCCACGGGGUGA